Messenger RNA from Cryptococcus deneoformans JEC21, 1493 nucleotides. RefSeq lists its product as hypothetical. NCBI's taxonomy places the organism in Eukaryota, Fungi, Basidiomycota, Tremellomycetes, Tremellales, Cryptococcaceae. The transcript has 3 exons. The coding region runs from base 132 to 452 and encodes 106 amino acids. The record is from RefSeq and is a predicted model, not a curated record.
UUAAGUGAAUUUAUACCAAAUACGAUCGACUACUACAGCCACCAAACACUGAUACGUAGAAUUGGGUCAAUCUCCACUGUAUCUAAUAGAUCGAAGUCCCCGUCCUUUGUAUCUUUGAGCAAGCAAUCACAAUGUCAAGUCAAGCACCACAGCAGCAUACCGUUGACCCGCCGGCAGUAACCCAAAUUAGCGACCCUAACGAUCCGAAUGCGGUGCCCCCUCCAUCUGUAGUUGCUGCGGGUACUGGACUACCAGCUGCACCUAGAGGAGCAGCAGACUCUUCGCAGGAAGCUGCAACCGCUCCUGGAAGUGGGAACAUGACCGAACACUCGGAGAAACUCUCGUUUAAAGAACAGGUUAAUGGUUACGCCAAAAAGUUUGCAGGUGCUACAUUUCGGAACCGCGAAGAAAAGGAAUGGGGUGAAAAGAAACUGGCGGGGGACAGCGUCUGAUUGUACUUUACACACAAGAAAUGGGCUGUUUAUGUUGAUUAUACAGUAGCUAUCAAUGAGAUUUGGAUGAUAUUUAGCCAUCAACUGCCGAACGCGCAAAAAAAUAGGAUUGUGCUAGUUUUUCUAUUUCCCUUGUUGGCUAGAAAUAAGAAGACCAGGAAGUAGGCGUGCAAGAAGAUGGCAUUAGUACGUCAGCGUCGUCAUUAUCACCGUAUAGAUACCACCGGACCUUCUACCCCUGUUGCCUGAUUACAACAAUUGCCGCAGUAACAUUACAUUCAUCGUGGAAAUUUAAUGCUGAUCAGGGAUUCACUAUCUAUUGUCAUAUGCCUUAUACGGCUAAAUCUACCCAAUGAUUCCCCCACCUAGCCCUCAAUCCAUCGUCAUAGGUCAACAUUUUGACUAUAUCCUCACACAUCGACCUUUGUUCAGAAGUCAGGCGGCGUCCAUCACGAUGUUUCAUUUUGCGACUGUGGAGUUGAGUCGUUUCCUCGCUUUGCCCGCCUGAUCUGACACCCAGUGUCGUAACUGAAUGCAACUCGACUACAAGUUCCUUGAUCACUCGCUUGGCCAUCACUCUGCCCCAUAUGAGGUCGGCUAGCAAUAUACACUGCGUAAAAAUACCGGCGAGUACGCGACUGCCGCGGGUGUAAUGGAUGAGGUCUUCAGUGGAAUUUCUAAGCCACGCGGCUAGCCCGCUUAACAGUGGCUCGUUUCCCUUGAUAUCGACCAUCAAAAGGAACGGAACAAAGUUCGCAUAUACUCCGGAUCUUUGGCAAGCAGAGCCUACUGGAGAAACUGGAAAUGUAUCGAGUUGAGAGAAGAUAUUCUUGAGGACAACUGUCAUCCAGUUUGAAGUGCCUGCAGAAGCCCAUAGGGAAUCAAGCAGAGGAUUCGCCCAAAAUGCUGUUGCAAAUGGAAGACUGCUGAUGCUUUGGAUACUUGACUUAACUGACGGCUGAUUCAGCGGUCCAUCUGAGUACUUAUCAGCAUAUACUUUAAGUUUUUGAUUUUACAAUACUAACAGUGAUGAGAGGUGGU